AUGGAGGGUGUGCGAAUGGUCCCCAAGAACCACGCAUGUCAUACAGUCGCUGUGGGCGCACCUCGCGCGAAGAACGCCAGCCGCCAUAGCCGGGUAUUUUGGGAGUUCCCGUCGAAAUGUCCAGAGCGCAUGGUACAAUGGGCCCGCUUCUUUUGUGUAUUGCGUCACACACAUGCGGCACUUGCAUCGAACACCGUCAUCACGAAAAGAGACAUUUACUAUCGAGAUCCCAACUUAUUUCAGAGUCAGUGUCGAGUGGAUUCCAUGAUCGUGCGCAUAUGCAUGACCCUCUCGUGUACGCGAGCUUCGUUGAAUAUCACGGCUUCAGCGAGGAGUGUCGUGGUAGGACCUAUCCGGUUUCAUACCGUGCAAAACAGCACCAUACGUCCGGAGCGUUACGCCAAGGAUACACUCGAGCAGCUGAUCCCCGAUCCCUCCAUGAUUCGAGGUGUUACAUGUCAUGCAAACUGGAUCCUGAUGGUCGAAAAACAUGCUGUAUUUCAAACACUCUGCUCACUGCGUUUUCUUGAUAAGGUACAACAAUACGGCAUAACCUGUCCUGGACUUCUCAUGACUGGUAAGGGAUAUCCAGAUCAUGCAGCACGAUGGCUUCUACAUGAACUGGUACGCAGCAAGCAAUGCCACUGUGUGUACUUUCUCGUGGACAGCGAUCCACAUGGCAUUGACAUCAUACGCACCUACUGCGAGGCACUGGACCCCUCCGACUGGGCUCGCAUGUAUUGGUUGGGAAUAAAAACGCGGCAGUGGAUGCAGCACACCACCUGCACACAGAUGCUACCCAUGUCACGCGCGGACCGCAACAAGGCCAUGCAUGUGCUCAACCAUCGUACACACCUACCACCCUUACUGCGCAGGGAAGUGGCAGCACAACUUCAUGCAGGGUACAAGUGCGAAAUCGAGGCGCUUGGUGAAGCUGGUGGUGACAACAUGAUCGAGUUUGUAUGCCAUGAAAUGCAACAGUGCACACCUGUCUUAGGCCUUGAUGGUGUGUGA
Messenger RNA from Malassezia restricta, 1014 nucleotides. RefSeq names its product meiotic recombination protein SPO11. The record is from RefSeq and is a predicted model, not a curated record. Gene Ontology annotation, biological process: meiotic DNA double-strand break processing; meiotic DNA double-strand break formation; reciprocal meiotic recombination. Gene Ontology annotation, cellular component: nuclear chromosome. Bases 1 to 1014 code for a protein of 337 amino acids. Gene Ontology annotation, molecular function: DNA binding; DNA topoisomerase type II (double strand cut, ATP-hydrolyzing) activity; ATP binding. The transcript has a single exon. NCBI's taxonomy places the organism in Eukaryota, Fungi, Basidiomycota, Malasseziomycetes, Malasseziales, Malasseziaceae.